GAAUGAGUAGAAUCUGAUAAAUGUUGAAUUGAACCUUAAUUUCUCACUAGCUUCGUUUUUUGUUUGGAUAUGAUUUUUUGGGAUUGAAUCUUACGAAACAAAUUCUCAAUCAUCAAAGAUGAUGAUGAUAUACAUAUACACUCACUGAUUCAUAUCUUCCUUCAUAAUAUCAUAAUCAUAAUAAUAAUGUGACACCCAACGAACCAACUCGCUCCAUUCCAUUUCCAGCUCUUAUUUCACAUUUUCAAUCUCUCUUCAAACUAUGGCAUGGUGGGAUGUAAGAUCUUUCUUUCGUUUUCAAGCUAUAUCAUCUCGUUUUCAGGAUUUAUCGAGGAGGCUGGGGUUCUCUGCUAUGACUGGUGCUGACUUUUCAUCCAUUAAUUUUCAUUUGAUAGACACACAGAAUGAUGAGGAAUUCAGGCAGAGGGAAGUCCAGCUUGGCUCACACACUAUGAGAUCUCAUGGAUAUACAGUUGCUGUAACACACAAGCAUGAUUGGAUCAUACUAUUGCUCCUUGUAUUGACUGAAAUCCCGUUAUACAUGAUCCAUCCUUUUUAUCGCUUUGUUGGGAAGGAUAUGAUGUCUGAUCUCAAAUAUCCCCUAAAGAGUAAUACCGUUCCUGUCUGGGCUGUUCCUAUGCUUGCAAUUGCAUUGCCUAUUGUGAUCUUCCUUGUUGUUUAUAUCCGAAGGAGAGAUAUCUAUGAUCUUCAUCAUGCCAUACUGGGUCUAUUAUUCUCCAUUUUAGUAACAGCAGUGAUAACCGAUGCAAUAAAAGAUGCAGUAGGGCGACCUCGACCAGACUUUUUCUGGAGAUGUUUUCCAGAUGGAAAGGAUGUUUAUGAUAAAUGGGGAGAUGUAAUUUGUCACGGUGACGAGAAAGUCAUAAAGGAAGGACAUAAGAGUUUCCCAAGCGGCCAUACUUCAUGGUCAUUUGCUGGUCUAGGUUUUUUAUCAUUGUACUUGUCUGGAAAAUUAAAAGCAUUUGAUCGCAAAGGUCACGUUGCAAAGCUUUGCAUUAUUUUUCUACCACUACUUGCUGCAUCACUUGUUGGUAUUUCUCGAGUUGAUGACUACUGGCACCACUGGCAGGACGUGUUUGCUGGAGGUCUUAUAGGGCUCGUAGUAGCUACAUUUUGCUAUUUGCAGUUUUUUCCUCCUCCUUAUCAUCCCGAAGGUUGGGGUCCUUAUGCUUAUUUUAGGAUGUUGGAAGAAACACGAGAUAUGGCAGGUGUUCCUAAUGCUCAAAAUGGUAGUCAAGAAGCUCAAGUUGCGAACCAGGAGGGACAAAGUCACCAUGGGUGUAUGGGGUUAACUUUAACAGGGAAUCAAACGUCAGCAUUAGAAGAUGAACUUGAAUCUGGGAGGAGAUAAUACAAGACACCGUUUUGCCCUUUGUAAAUCGUAUAUCCUAGGUUUUUAUUGUAUGUUUUUCUACUUGGCUGUCACUACUAACUUUGAAGCAUGCUUCUUUUUCUUUGUAAGAGUCAGAUUUGGGACAACAACCUCUUUUAUUUUGUGGAUAUGUAGAAAAUCAAGUGACAAGAUCCUCUAUUGAUCUCCUUGAUAGUCAAAUUGCCAAUCUAUUAAAAUGCAAUUUCAUCAUGAAAUAUAAAUGGCAAAUUGCUUUGGAUAAA
Molecule: messenger RNA, 1635 nt
Organism: Trifolium pratense (red clover)
Lineage: Eukaryota; Viridiplantae; Streptophyta; Magnoliopsida; Fabales; Fabaceae
Product: putative lipid phosphate phosphatase 3, chloroplastic
Exons: 10
Coding region: 263-1372 (369 amino acids)
Biological process (GO): phospholipid metabolic process
Molecular function (GO): phosphatidate phosphatase activity
Source: RefSeq, a predicted model, not a curated record